GGCGCGCGCACCACGGCGCCACCGUCGCCUGCCGCGCCCACCACCCCGCGCUGCAGCGGCCGCUCUCCGUCCAGCUGCUGCUCGACGUCCAGUAUACUCCGUCCUUCAUGAUCAGCCGCUACCCUGGCUUCGGCUUCCCAAUUGAGGAAGGGAUGCCGGUCUCGCUGAGGUGCGAAGUCGAGGCCAACCCUCCGUCCAGGCCCGUCUGGGUCAAAGACGACGGGCCGCCGCCUGUGGCGCAGUCUGGCGACGGCUUCCUGAACUUCAGCGCCAUCAGCCGGCAGCACAGCGGCUGGUACAAGUGCACCAGCGGCGACGCCAGCUCGCUGGGCUACUUCCUCAACGUGCUGUACACAGAACCGGAGGCCACAUCGGACAGCGGCAGGGGUGAAGGGGCGGACGCCGGCACGGCGCAGCCGGCGCUGCUGGAGGCGGCCCUGGGCGGCUCGGUGUCGCUGCAGUGCCCCGGCGGGGGCGGCGGGGGCGGCUGCUGGGGCGCGCAUCCGGGGGCGGGCGCGGGGGCGCGCUGCCAGCCCACCGCCCGCCACGACCUGGCCAGCUGGAGGCAGCUGGCCGCCACCAGCCGCUCCCCGCCUCGGGUGGUGGUGCCGCUGUCGCUGGUGACGGCGGCGCCCGGCGAGACGGCGGCGCUGCGCGCGGAGCUGUGCGGCCCGGCGGCCGAGGCGGCGGCAGACAGGGUGCUGUGGGCGGCGGGGCGGCGCCUGCUGCGGCCCGGCGACGUCGAGGGCCGCAUCGCCGCGCUGCCGCUGCUGAUAGCUUGA
Molecule: messenger RNA, 782 nt
Organism: Schistocerca cancellata (South American locust)
Lineage: Eukaryota; Metazoa; Arthropoda; Insecta; Orthoptera; Acrididae
Exons: 6
Coding region: 108-782 (224 amino acids)
Biological process (GO): cell-cell adhesion
Cellular component (GO): cell-cell junction
Molecular function (GO): cell adhesion molecule binding
Source: RefSeq, a predicted model, not a curated record